Mercurialis annua (annual mercury) is the source of this 1567-nucleotide messenger RNA. Its product is annotated as probable sugar phosphate/phosphate translocator At3g14410. The record is from RefSeq and is a predicted model, not a curated record. Bases 99 to 1091 code for a protein of 330 amino acids. Gene Ontology annotation, cellular component: endosome; trans-Golgi network; Golgi apparatus. Lineage: Eukaryota; Viridiplantae; Streptophyta; Magnoliopsida; Malpighiales; Euphorbiaceae. Gene Ontology annotation, molecular function: antiporter activity. The transcript has 8 exons.
UCUCACAGAAAAAGCGAUUAACAGCAGCAGAAGUGAGUGAAUUAGUAGAUUCUGUAAUCGAUCUCUCGCUUUUGAGCGAGUUUUAGCAGAAAGGAAGAAUGGCAGAUCGGACGAAACUUGUAACUUACGCUUACAUUCUUCUCUACAUCGCUCUCUCCAGUGGCCAGAUCUUCUUUAACAAGUGGGUUUUGUCAUCUAAGGAAAUUAACUUCCCUUAUCCGCUCGGGUUGACUCUGCUUCACAUGGUCUUCUCUUCAGUUUUGUGCUUUAUACUAACCAAAGUUUUCAAGGUUAUAAAUGUUGAUGAUGGAAUGACACUGGAAGUAUAUGCCACAUCAGUUGUUCCAAUUGGCGCAAUGUUUGCUAUGACUCUUUGGCUUGGAAACACUGCCUACCUUUAUAUUUCUGUGGCUUUUGCACAAAUGUUGAAGGCUAUUAUGCCAGUUGCUGUUUUCGUUCUUGGAGUAGUUGCUGGACUUGAGGUGAUGAGUUGCAGAAUGCUUUUAAUAAUGUCGGUAAUCAGCUUCGGCGUUCUUGUGGCUUCUUAUGGCGAGAUCAAUAUCAGCUGGAUUGGAGUUGUGUAUCAGAUGGGUGGAGUUGUUGGAGAAGCCUUAAGACUGAUUUUCAUGGAGAUUCUAGUGAAAAGGAAGGGUCUAAAAUUAAAUCCUAUCUCUAUGAUGUACUAUGUCAGUCCCUGCAGCGCUAUUUGCCUAUUUAUUCCUUGGAUCUUUUUAGAGAAACCAAAGAUGGAUGCACAUGAAUGGAACUUUCCACCCCUUGUACUAAUACUCAACUCUCUUUGUACGUUUGCACUCAACCUCUCAGUUUUUCUCGUGAUCUCUCAUACAAGUGCUUUGACAAUCCGUGUGGCUGGAGUUGUCAAGGAUUGGGUUGUCGUCUUGCUGUCUGCUCUUCUAUUUGCAGACACAAAGCUUACAUUGAUUAAUCUGUUUGGCUAUGGCAUUGCAAUCACUGGUGUAGCUGCAUAUAAUAAUAAUAAGUUGACAAAGGAAGCAUCCCGACGUAGCUCUGAUGAAUCAUCGCCUGUUGAAUCCAUACCAUUGACUGCACCAACAAAUUCCAAUGGUUGAGACGUAUAGUGAAAGCUGCAUUGCAAGAAAUUUUGAAGUUUUUUCGCUGGUACAUAACCGAGUCAAAUGGACUUAUUAAUGUGCAAAGACGGGAAACAAAGAAUCAUAGACAUGUAGAGGAAAUUUGCUGCAGGCUUUUGAAUGUCGGCUUAUAGUUACUGUACAAACUGGACAUUCUUUUUAGUUUGUGAAGUGGAGGUGAAAAGGUUGGUAUCCCUCUAGUUAGGUGCAUUCUUUUAUUUUCCCCUAACAUUUUCAACAAUUUUUCACAUCAAAACUAGUUGUGAUGAAGUUGAUGAUUUAGUCGAGAAAGUGUUGUGCACGAUGCGUACGUUCUCAUCGAUAAUAUGUAAAACUUUACAUGUAUAAGGUGUAUAGCUUUCGGGUACCGAAAAAUGAUACAAUGUUGUGCUGUACUUGUGAUUUCAUAGUUAAAUAUAAUGAGAAUAACUUCAUCUUUAUGCACAAAAUAUUAA